Rotaria sp. Silwood1 is the source of this 225-nucleotide messenger RNA. Lineage: Eukaryota; Metazoa; Rotifera; Eurotatoria; Philodinida; Philodinidae. The record is from the annotation of a GenBank genome assembly.
AUGGAUCAAACAUGUUCACCACAUUUUUAUUCAUCAAACACAAUGACUGAUUAUAUUUGUAUGACUUCCCCAACUCCUUCACUCUUUUCAACAUCAUUAUCAUCAAUAAUUAAUGUCGAUCCGAUUAAUUCAUCUUCAUCAUCACCAUCCUAUAAUUUAUUAUUGACUCCAGCAUCUAAGACAAUUUCUACACAUGUAAUGUCAAACGAUGAUGAAGAUAUUUGA